AUGCUGGCUCCUUUGGGUGCGGCGAUGUCGCAGGGGGAUGUCGACUUGUUGGUUGCCCCGCUCUGGAACAAGUCUGAUGUCAAGCACUAUGAUGCCUUGUCGUCGAGUUGGACGCAUGAUGAGGAGUUAUCCAAGUUCAAGGGUGCCGUGGUGGUCGCCUCCGCCCAGGGCACCUAUACAGUACCCAAGGCUGCAGGCGAAGGCAGCAAGGAGUGGGUGGCAGUUGUUGAGGAAGGAGUUGACCUGCGCAAAGCGGCUGCUCAGGCGAAGAAGCAAGGAGCCACAGGUCUCAUCAUUCGCUGCGAGCAGGCUCUUUCAUUGGAGAAGCUGGCCCACAGUGCCGAUGACGAAGAGCCCCCGGAGUUGCCUGCAGUCUUCGUCACAAAGAAAGUGGGGGAGGCUCUGAACGAGCGGGGAAUCGUACUCAAGGGGUGCGAGUUCAAGAAAAAGUACAUGACGGAGGUCAUGCGAAGUCUUGGACGCUUGGGCGGAGGCCUUCAGCAGACUGACAAGUACAAGACUGCCUUCCAGGCAAUCGGCACAGCCAUUCUGGAGAAUGAGAAGGAAAAAGCCAAGGCCCCGAAGCCCGUCGCGCAGAAAGUGGCGAUCAAGCAGGAUGUGGGACAGGGCAAGUUCAAGUGGAAGGUGAACACCAACACGCAGUACAUCUGGUCGGGCUCUGGUGGAGGUGCCACGACGAUGCAGGUGAACUACGGACUCAAGGCGCCACCUUCUGCCAUGAAGAAGAAGGUGGUGGAAGGAGACGACGGCAACGAGACCGCCCAUGUCGAUGCUUCUGCAGACAUAGUGCCCGACGUAGAUAUCACCUAUCGUCGCUCGAUCGUUGGCAGCGCGAUGGUCGCCGCCGAGGAUUUCAAGGCCCAUGCCUUGGCCCAGGAGCUGUCGGAGGUCCUCUUGGAAGACGAGGGCAGUGCGCAAGCGCAGGCGCAGGAGCAGCUGUCGGACGAGAGUGAUUUCAUGAUCGAAUACAACUUUACCGAGGUUGAAGUUGCCGUCUCCCAAGACAACGACCAGGAGCUCGACUCGGACGAGGAAGUUAUGGACGAGGGCACUGUCGUCAGUAAAGUCGGUGUUCCGCGUCGAUAUUUCUGGAUCGUGGCCAUGUUCCUUCUGUUUACCACCACUGCCCUUGUCUGGCUUUUGCGCGUGAACCUGAACGCAGAAAUGGAGCUUCCGGAGCAGUUCCGAAAGCAUGCUGACAUGGAGGAGGACCUCGACUUCAUGGGUCCAAUCGCUGCUGAAGAUGCGCCGCCAACGCAGUUCUUGUCGCGCAGACACUUCUGGUGA
Messenger RNA from Symbiodinium sp. CCMP2456, 1308 nucleotides. NCBI's taxonomy places the organism in Eukaryota, Dinophyceae, Suessiales, Symbiodiniaceae. The record is from the annotation of a GenBank genome assembly.